GGUGUGACUUUCUCUUGGUGUAAGUUGAUGCUGCAGCUGUGACCCUGUAGGAAAUAGAGGGUAUCUUAUUGUCAGCGGCCGAGGUUUCUUCUUAAAAACUAAAAGUCCUGCCAGCAACGCCAAAUUUAUGUCAGCGGCCGAGGUUUCUUAAAAACUAAAAGUGUUGCCAACAACGCCACCUAGGCAAAAGCCCUAGGAACUCUAAAUAAUUAAAACCAAAGGUUCAUUUGUUUGGAGGGGAGCAGUAAAACAAUGACCCAAGAGGAGACAGGGGCGGCAAUACGACUAAAAAAUAUUUAUUUUAAUACAAAAGGUUAAAAUAUAUAAAAGGGAGCUAAAAUAGUCCGUCCAGGGUAAUCACCACAGCAGGAGCGAAGUCCUGCGCGUCCCUAGUCCACUGGUGUGGACGUCUGACUGCCAGUCGCCCUCUGCUGCUGCUGCUGCUGCUGGUGCUGGUGGUGGUACCUCUGCUUCUGCCUUGCUCCUUCUCCCUUCUUUCGUGUCUCGUUUCUUCCCGGUUCUCCUUGUUACUCCUCAAUUCUCCUUGUUGCUCCCCAGCUCUCCUUUCCAGUUUCGCCCUGUUUCUCCCCCGUUUCUCCUUCUGCCAGUGUUCUGUCUUCCUGCUUAAAAAGAGAAAGUUCUGCCCCUGGCCUUUCCCCAUUGGUCCAUUUGCCAUAUGCCACUAAUUGCUAAUGAGUUGGGGACCAUUGUCAAUUGAGGACACUCAAACAAACCUCAAGGCAGAUUAUAAAUUGUCCAGCAUACAAUCACAAAACAAGUCAUAGAAACAUGCAAUCAUAAAAUAACAAACUAAAAACAUGCAACAACAAAUCAAUAAAACAUGCAAUCAAUAAAAUAUGCAAUCAAUUGCGCAUGCAAUCAAUGGUCCCUUUCGUCCACCCAGUGACAUAUCAACAGUGAUGGAGGAUUUAUAUGUUGAAUAUGAUGAACCUGUCAACUCAAACCCAAGGACUAAUCAGACAGCUGGUCGUCUUCACAGCGAUGGACGAAAUCUACGCUAACGUUGAAUACGUGAAGUCUCAGGCUUCCGUAAGACCUUCAACACCUGCCCCAGGUCCCAGCAGCCCAAGGAGCAGACCUCAUGUGGCUGUUGCUGUCUCUCUGGGGCUGCUCAGUGUCCUCCUGCUGGCUGGACUCGUCUGUCUCGGUGUCCUCAUGCAUGCGUCAGCUGCUGAACUCUCCUCCAUCAAAGCCAACCUGACGGAGCGUCUUCAGGUCAGUGGAGACAAGCUGUCCUUAGUGUCUGCAGAGAGAGACCAGCUGAAGGACAACUUCACUGCACUGAAGGACAACUUCACUGCACUGAAGGACAACUUCACUGCACUGAAGGACAACUUCACUGCACUGAAGGACAACUUCACUGCACUGACCCAAGAGAAGGACGGACUUCAGCUCUUGUUGAAACAGAAGAAAACGUGUCCUGAGGGGUGGACGAUGUUCAGAGGUUCCUGUUAUCUUCUCUCUACACGGGAUGGUUCCUGGGAAAAUGGCAGAAAGGACUGUAGAGACCAAGGAGCAGAUCUGGUGAUAAUAGACUCACUUGAAGAACAGAAAUUCCUCUCAAGCAUCAACAGACGUCGUAGUUGGAUUGGUUUGAGUGACAAAGACAUCGAGGGCACCUGGAAAUGGAUUGAUGGAACUCCACUGACUGCAGCGUACUGGUACCGUGACGCCAAUGUAGUUGAGCCUAAUAACGGGGGAGGAGGUUCAACCGUGGAGGAGGACUGCGCUGAGAUGAACCCUGACCUGAAGACACAAAACAGCUGGAAUGAUCUGCCGUGUAACACUGCUUUGCGAUGGAUCUACUCACAACCUGUGGCUGUGUCUCCUUUGGUGGGCUGCGUCCUCAUGAGGACUCAGGCUUUGCAGUCGACCUGCGCCGUGUCCUCCAACGACCGCAUAGGCUGAACCGAGCGUCUCUGAAAGGAGACGUCUGGUCCACGGGGAGACUUCCUGUGUACGUCCUCAGCUUAUAAAAUGCUGAUAGAGAAGCUAAACUUCUCAUUCCAUCUAAAUAGGAAGAUAUGCUUCACCUCUGGAGCAUGAAAUAUUAUUUCAGGAUGAGACGUGUGGAGUUCUGAACCUCUGAUCAAGGAUCACUUCUGUUACCCUCGAACCUUCUGAGACGACAAGUUAUAAAGAGUCAGCAGUUUAAAAAUUAUAAAGAAUUUAACAACUAAUGGAAGUAAUAAGAAAUACAGUAACAAAGUGAAAUAAAGUAUGAAUAGUGUAAUUUUUUUUUGCGACCAUCAAUAUUGGUUCACAG
Messenger RNA from Gasterosteus aculeatus aculeatus (three-spined stickleback), 2287 nucleotides. The record is from RefSeq and is a predicted model, not a curated record. Lineage: Eukaryota; Metazoa; Chordata; Actinopteri; Perciformes; Gasterosteidae.